AUGACGCAUUUGCUAACAAWSGAACAAAAACAGAUUCGAAUGCGAYUUUCUCAGCAACAUUUAGAGCRUUUUYGAAAGAAUAAAGUAGAUUUUGAGCGUCGACUGAUCACUAURGAUGAGACUUGGAUCUAUCAYCAUGAUCCUGAAUUAAAACAAGAGUCUAAAGARUGGUAUGAACCUGAUUCUUCGGCUCCGAAACGAGGUCGGGUUCAGAAAUCGGCCAAGAAGGUGUUAGCAUCAGUUUUUUGGGAUGCGAAAGGAAUUUUGUUUGUGGAUUACUUGCAAACUGGUAAAACGAUAGAUUCUGAAUAUUAUUGUAACCAUUUAGACCAGCUGAAGGAAAAAAUUCGUGAAAGAACACCCGGUUUGCAGAAGAAAAUAAUCCUCUAUUUUAGAGCAUUAUUUAAAGUCACCCGGUAG
Messenger RNA from Polistes dominula (European paper wasp), 420 nucleotides. RefSeq names its product histone-lysine N-methyltransferase SETMAR-like. The record is from RefSeq and is a predicted model, not a curated record. NCBI's taxonomy places the organism in Eukaryota, Metazoa, Arthropoda, Insecta, Hymenoptera, Vespidae.